GGAGUUGGUAGGGGGUGCAUUUUCAUUGCAGAAAAUCCAAUGACUUCCUCAUAAGACAUAUAAAAGAAGUGCCUUUGUGGAUGUGCCUACUGAUCAAAGAUAAUAAAGUGCCUUCUAGGAUUCACAGUGGAGACAUAAGACAAAGUGAUGGUGGGUAAACAUAAUAAACUAUCUUCUUGGAGAGAGAGAAGCUGGUGAAGAGCCCUCUGGAGCCCCAGUGGAAAACGUGAAAGGCGCCAUAUUGGAUUUGUUGCUAAAAGCUAAAUGGCCUCCGGUGAAUGAUGAUUUGACAUUUGUUAGCAUUCAACGAGGUGUGUGACCUCGUGAGCGGGUCACGCCGCACGGUCGACGUCAGCCCGGAUCCCCGCCCUGUCCGGGGGCCGGUUGGGGGGCAGCGAUUGCCUCGGAUCGAGUCGCUAUAAAGCGUGCUCGGCUCCGGGGGAGGAAGUGCACGUUGAAGGAGCUUGUUUCCCUGCUUUUUUUGACCGCACAUCGGGGAGAGCGAGAGCGAGAAAGACAACAAUGAGCGGGGACAACGUGCAGAAGAAGCCGGUACACCUCAUAGCGGCGGCCUGCAGCGGAGGGGGCAUCGGGAAGGACGGACAAAUGCCCUGGGACCUCCCAUCUGAAUUCCGGUACUUUAGGAACCAUGUACAGGGGGUGUCGAGACCAGCGAAGAUGAACAUGAUGGUUUGGGGAAAACUGUGCUGGUACUCUGUCCCAAAACCUGAUUUCCCACUGCCCAAUGUUCUGCACGUGGUGCUGAGCAAAACACUAGAGUCAGUUCCAGAUCACGCCCAUUUCUUGUGCGAGGACUUGGACGCCACUGUCCGUCUGGCUGUGCAGCCCCCCCUCGCCGACUUGAUUGAGACCAUCUGGGUCGUCGGAGAGACGCAAGUCUAUGAGGUUGCGCUGAAGCACCCGUGUUGUGACUUGGUUUACCUGACGGACGUCAUGACGGACUUUGACUGCAACGUUUUCUUCCCCGAGUUUGACAGAGGACUCUUCAAAGUACAGGAAGGAUUUCCUGGCGUGCCGAGUGAAAUCCAAGAAGAAAACGGCAUUAAAUACAAAUUCCAAGUAUUCAAGAAAGAGACCAGUGAUGCGGUGUAAAAACUAACCGAAAAAAUCACUGGAAGAAAACCACUCAAUAUGUAUUGCAGGAUCAACUCCUGGAUAGACAAGCUGCCAAAACC
This is a messenger RNA of Gasterosteus aculeatus aculeatus (three-spined stickleback), 1196 nucleotides long. Its product is annotated as dihydrofolate reductase-like. Lineage: Eukaryota; Metazoa; Chordata; Actinopteri; Perciformes; Gasterosteidae. Gene Ontology annotation, cellular component: mitochondrion. Gene Ontology annotation, molecular function: NADP binding; dihydrofolate reductase activity. Gene Ontology annotation, biological process: dihydrofolate metabolic process; tetrahydrofolate biosynthetic process; folic acid metabolic process. The record is from RefSeq and is a predicted model, not a curated record.